Geodia barretti is the source of this 1693-nucleotide messenger RNA. Lineage: Eukaryota; Metazoa; Porifera; Demospongiae; Tetractinellida; Geodiidae. The record is from the annotation of a GenBank genome assembly.
CAGCUUUUCUCCUCUCCCCUCUCCCUCUCCCCUCUCCCCUCUCCCCUCUCCCUCCCUAUCCAGUGGAAGCCAGAUACUCUGUCCCCAGAUACCUAUUUUGUUCUAGGAGUUAAUGUGAACAAGGCCCUAGGCCACGGAGCCAACAGGGGGAAAGUUUACUACCUUCAUCCCGAGCUUUUCAAGUAUGCAUGUGACGGAGAUGACAAAACCUGGCUCUAUGAAAACAAGCUUCUGCCUGUACACGGAGGGAAGGCAUUUCUGAUGAUACUGAAAGAAGUGAAAUUCCUAGUGGGGUCGGAAGAAUGCUACAGGAAUAAUAAGGAGAUUCUGAAUGCAGUUGUAAAACUCCAAGAGUUUCAGGUCCCGCAGUUUAUGCUGGACAAAAUGAAGACAUUCAUGCGCUCUGUUCAAGGCUACUUUGCUCAAGAGGCGUCCUCCGCCUCCUCUUCUGCUCAAACAGUCUCCAACUCGCAGGACAGUUCCACCAGUGACGCAGCCACACAGAACUCUUAGCACUCUCCCUCCCUCACAGGGGGCCUGUCAUUAUUAUUCACCUAUCAUCUCACCACUGGUCUCUUGUUUUGUGUUCAUUCAUUUGAAGAGCACCAUUCUCUGUACAUAGCCUCACUGCAUGUGUUUGUAUCACACCUCAUUCAGUCCCCAUUAGCUAGUCUAUUCAUGUAUUUUUACAAUAAAACUGUGACACUUCACACAAGUUUUGUCAUUGAAAAUCAUGUAUUUUACGGAUCACAGAGUGCAAAGUGAUUAUGUGUACAGUUUAGUAUGGCAAUGAACGGAUAAUCUUAUAAACGUCCCAUAUAUAAUAUAUAGAAAAACGGUUGAAUGAUAGAAUUAUAAAACAUGAAUAAUGGGCUGUAGUUUCUCAUUGAUUGGUGGGUGGGGUCAGUUACGUGCAUCGGCAUGACAACACAGUGACGUGUGAUAAUUCCUCAAUGAAAAGUUCUCCAUCUUUCCGAACCAACACCUCCAGAGGCUUGUACUGGUUGCCAGUACAACAGGGCUCCACGGAGCUGCCCGGGUUGGUCUCCGGAAGUCGACUGAACAACUCAAAGAUACGAGGAGUCAUGAGUUGCCCCCCCAUUAUCUCGGGACACACCCCCUCGCAGUAAUUGGCGGUGAAAUUCUCAGGGAGAAGAAUGAACGACAGGCCGAGGUCGUCGUGGAAGUUGAGUUGAAAGUUCUUCAGGCAGCAGGUCGACUGGUUGGCACUGCACUUCCCCACGCCCGUCAGCUCGUCUGCGUUCCUCCGCUUCCUCUCCUGAUGUUGGACAUCCAGAGGGUUCUUUGAGACCGUGAUUAUCCGUGGAGCCUUGUCCUGCUCGGCCUGUGACGAGAAGAAGGACACACUGGCAGGGAGACAGGUCACCCCCGUCCGGCUGACUGCAGUUGGGAGAACUGUAGCAGUAGACAUUGACCUCCAUCGUGACGGGACCCUCGAUGCGGCGAGCAAUCCACAACUUUACGGCCGACGUAAUCUCAAACACUUGAUAGCCAGUCUCAUAGAUGUCGAUGUAUUUCCCCUCCACGAUGAAUUUCUGGCUGAGUGACUCGAGGACGGUCCUAAUCUCUACGUACUGCCUGCGGUCCUUGACAACUGUGUCUGGAGUCACAGAGUUCUGUUGGUAGAGGAGGAGAUCGGCUCGGGACACGUCAGUCAGUGUGGAGGGCAGGG